AUGGCUUAUGGGUACAACUACUUAGUUUUAUACUACUUGGGCAAUUACAGCAGUGAUAGAAUUCAACAUCUGAAGGAGUCACUUUCUCGAACUCUGGUCACAUUCUAUCCCUUUGCCGGAAUUAUCAGAGAUGUCCUCUCUGCAGAUUGUAAUGACCAAGGCCUUCCAUUCUCCGUCGCCAAAGUGGAGGCCCGAAUGAGCGACUUUCUGCAAAACCCUAAUGUUGAAUUGAUGAACAAGUUCUAUCCUAGAGCGGAGAAACUGCUAGAUAAAGGUGAUAACAUAAUGGUGAUUCAGUUGAACUGUUUCGACUGUGAUAGCAUAGCCAUGAGUAUCAAGUAUCAUCAUCUAAUUGUAGACAUGGUUUCAUUCUCCACAUUUCUCCAACAUUGGGCUGCCAAUGCACAGGGAUUAGGGUUAAGAUUUCCUUCCUUGAAUCGUAUAGCCCAAUCCUCCUUUCCACAAAAUCCCUCAUUGCCAAACAACUUAUUACCUUUAAGCUAUUUAUCCAAAUACUUAAGCUCCGGAAAGUUUGUGUUGAGAAGGUACGUUUUCGAUGCCCCUGCCCUAUCCAUUCUUAAGGCUCAAACAAGUAGUUUUAGUGUCUCGCGAGUGAAUGUGGUGACCGCUGUGAUAUGCCAAUGCUUCAAGGAGGCUGUGACGAAAGAGUCCGCCGGAAAGGACAUGAAACCUAUAUUGAUGACUCAAGCGGUCAACCUACGGAGAAAGGCGAUGCCCCCGUUUCCAGAUGAUAGUUUUGGUAAUUUAGCAUGGUUUACCAAGAGCUUGUGGAGCUACCCCAAAGAAAAGGAGUUGACGGAGUUGUUGAGGGAGGUGAAAAAAGAGAUAACAAAAAUAGAUGGUGAGUUUGUGAGAAGAUUGGGCAGCGAUGGUGUGUAUGAUUUUCUGAAGGAAUUGAGGAAUGAGAUGCCUCAAGAAGCUAUUGUUCUUGCUAUUAACAGUUGGGCAAAUAUUGGUCUUUCCGAGAUUGAUUUUGGUGGGAGAAAACCUCUGUGGAUGUCAAGCUACAUUCCACAAUCCUCUUAA
Messenger RNA from Salvia hispanica, 1047 nucleotides. The record is from RefSeq and is a predicted model, not a curated record. Lineage: Eukaryota; Viridiplantae; Streptophyta; Magnoliopsida; Lamiales; Lamiaceae.